This is a messenger RNA of Pelobates cultripes (western spadefoot toad), 36224 nucleotides long. The record is from the annotation of a GenBank genome assembly. Lineage: Eukaryota; Metazoa; Chordata; Amphibia; Anura; Pelobatidae.
GUGCGGCAGAGAGCAGCCUGCUAGAAGGCGGAAAGUCAGUGACUCCCACCUCCUCUUCCAGCAGCAGAACUCCAGGGCUGCCUGGCCAGGGAUCCUCAGACACCUAGCCUCACACCAUGGGGACAGUAAGGAUGGCUGCAGUUUGGGAUUAUUAUAGAGCACACAGAAAUCAUUGCACUGUACGGCCAUGGGCAGGUAAUUAUUAAUACCUUAUUUAUUAUUUUAACCCCCUCCAGCCCAUCCCACCCCCCCUUUACACAAGCACACCCCCUCCAGAACAGGGUGUACUGUUACAUGGAGAUCUAGAUCUUGAUGGUGGUGCAUGGGGUCCCCUCUUGGUCUACAGGCAAAUGGCAAGGCGUUCUCAACAUAUGACAUGUUGCUCUAUAGGGUUAAUCUGUAGGGCUCUCAAUCGGAUUUACACAAACCUCUUGGCUCCAGAGGAAUUUGCUACGUGAUCUAAACAGGGGAUCUUAUCCCACAAAGGGAGCAUUUAUUGCAUUUGGCUUUCUCAGAGGUUAUAAUGCAUUUAUUUAAUAAUUUACAUUAUUAGCUGACCCAUAUCCAUCAUUUUAGCCGCUCCUUGUCCACGCUGUGUGACAUAUGUUUGUGAUCUUAGAAUGUUGGGGUUAGCCCAUGAGUUACAUUGUUACUUACUGGAUAUAUGGUAUAAUCCUGUCACUGGUAAUGCUAGUGUGUGUGUGUGUGUGUGUGUGUGUGUGUGUGUAUAUGUAUGUGUGUAUGUAUGUAUAUAUAUAUAUAUAUAUAUACACACACACACACACACACUUUUAUUUUAAUACCAAAUAAAAAACAGAUUUAGAAUUUUUUUAAUUUGUAUUGAAAUAAAGUCAGAAGUAUUAAUGCUGUCUUGGCUAGUCUAUAUGAGAAAGUCAGAUAAUUGCCUUUAAGUGGUAGCAACUUAUCCUCCUUUGAUAGCCCUGCCAGUUGCAGAAAUCUCUGCCCUGUACUUUUAUUAAGAGGUGGCCAUUUGAUAGCCAUGUCUACAGAGAAUUCAUUUGUCACUGCAUUUAUUAUAUUUUCCCUGAUGUAUAUGUUCUCUGUAUAAUCUUUACUGGUAUGUGCUUUUUGCAGGAUAUGUAUUUGUGGUAAGCUUGUUUGAGCAGUGUCCUCAUUAACCUAUUAUUUCUUUAACAUUUUGUAAUUUGUCUUAUUUAUUGCUAAACUUCCCCUUUAUAAUAUUGUAAAGCGCUGCGGAAUAAGUUGGCGCUAUAUAAAUGCCGAUGAUAAUAAGUAUCAUUUAAGUAGUAUCUGCAGGUAUAAGUGCUUAUUCAGAGCUUAUAACAUUGUGCAUUAUUCGUACGAAAUGAUUCUUAUUGGCCUUGAUGUAUUUUGACAUAAGCAAAGGAAAUCUAUAUUUUGAGAACACGAUGAUACGCCCAUUUAUCAUAUCAGUACACCACCAGCUGCCCAAGUAGAGUGGGUAUAUUGGGAUUUAAUGAGAGUGUGUUAAUACUGUAAAUAUAUAGACACGGCAAGAUUUGAUUUUUAUUAAUGCAGUUUUACAUUGCAUGGUUUGAAUUAAGCAGAAAUACUUAUAAAUAUUACAGGCGUUAUAAUGUAUAAGCACCAACAUAUACAGUAGAACUGUGCAAAGGAUAUGCAAACAAAUUUUCCCAAAUAUAACGUGAUUUACUAGUGUAUGCCAUUCCACUAUUUUAAGUAUUGAAUUGUGUUUUAUCUGUAACUAAGUUGGGGAUUUUAUUUCCAAAUCUGCUAUUUUUAUUUAUUUUUUACCCAAAGUUUGCCAUUUGGUGUCUUAUACACUGUUUACUUAUUUAAAACUCAUGUGCAAUCCAAGUUCUCGGACCAGAACACAGAACUAGUUCAGCAAGGGGUGCCAUACUCCCAAAAUGCAUAGGAAACCAAUUAGCGCCCUCAGGUGUGUAAAGCCAUACUUCAUUGGAAGAUCUAACAUUAGAUUGCAUUAAAGUCAAGGAAUUAGCGUAAAACGUAGAUUUUGCCCCAUACAUCUAUUUUAUUUUACUUUUCAUCACUUGUUCUUUAGUUAAUAAGCCCCUUUAUGUAUAUGUGUGGCACACUCCCCCUUUUAGCUCUCUACAUUUCCUGUCUUGCAGAGGCCACACAUUCCCCUUUUAUGUAUUUAAAGAAAAUACGUCAAUGGGUUCUGCCUUAUAAGCCGUAUCCCCUAAAUAAUAAGAAUUACUGUAUAGCCGUGAUAAAUAAGUUCUAUGGGCUAAUAGUGGCGUGAAGCGCAGCGUCCUGUCAUCAGGAUGCUAAAACUCAAGAUUAUGUCUGUCUGCUGUUUAACUCUCAUCACAUAACGCCAUAAAAAAAAAAAAAAAUCAGGGAAAUACCUAUCCUUUGGAACUCCAGCUGCAGUUCACUAUUAACAUGUUUAUCUAUUUAACAGGCAAUCACUCUAGAAAAGGGUUAUUGAAACUAUGCUACUCGGGAUUCUGUAAAGAAUGACAUCCUUUAUGUUUAGCCAUCCAGCUGCGUUAGGAAAACCCUACACAGCUGGGAGAAUUGACCAUUGGCCCUCCAGCUGCUGUAAGCUAUGACUCCCAUUACAAGCAGUCAUUGCACAGCUUAGAGCAGAUCCAGCAGAGCAGGUAUUGCCUCAACAGGUAGAUUGCUGUGGUUCUCCCGCAGCCUGAGUGCCAGAACAUUGCCUAUCCCAUUUCUGGAUACUUGGCAAACUUUAUUUUCAGCGAAAAAGUCUUAACUCCACCCUCCGCCACAAAACAAACACUCUGUAUUGAUUUUGCGAUGGCAUUGGCAUGAAAUUCUAGCUAGUUUGUGUUCCUGUUUGCAUCUGUCAGGUCUCGGCAGGCAGGACUUGGUGACAGAAUUCAGAGCUCUGGAAAUCUAGUUCAGCUGUUCCUGCAGCUCCCAGUCAGGUGCCAACCCUAUUGAGUAACAGAGGAGGGUGUGACUCCUGUUUGGCCAUGUGGAGUCGCUGUAGGACCCUUAUUCUCAUUUUACUAGUCUGUUAACCCCUUGAGUACCAGAAAGAUAAAGCAAUACUUCCAAUACGUUUGCCCACAACUCUUGACAAUUGUCCCCCAUAACUCAGGUACUUGGCAAGUGCAUCCACCUGUUCUUUGUUGGACUACAAAUAUUAACAUGGUUAGCCACAUAUUGAGGAGAUUAUAAAAUGUUUUUUGGCACCGAACCUAGAGGUUAUCUACAUGUUUAGGGUUUUUUCCAACUCUUUAACCCCUUAAGGACCAAACUUCUGGAAUAAAAGGGAAUCAUGACAUGUCACAUGUGUCUUUAAGGGGUUAAUCUCACCUUUUUAACAACCAUUUGGGAAUAUUUGUAACACAUUGAAAAGUGGAUGGAUGUUCUCUUCAGUCCUUGAAUUUUGCGUUAACCUUUUCAAUCUUAGGAAAGGCAUUUGCUCUGCUUUGUUAUUCGGGGAAGAGGUCAGCUAGUUAGCCAUAUCUGGUUACAGAUCAACUAGUGAUACGCAUGAUGGAUGUGCGCCAAAGGAAAUAAACACUGAGUUCCAAAUGUAGCUGGCACUGAGAGCCUGCUAAAUGCCAAAUGGUGCAGCAAGCCAGGUACUUUACCAGGAUCUGUUAUAUGAAAAGACAGAGUGCUCUGCAAUAAUGUAUUAGUACCAGUGCUGCAAUUUUGGACAAUGUUUUGGUCCAAAGUGGUCCUUUUUUUUUUUUUUUUUCAAACAUAAACUUUUAUAGUCCGCUCUAUAUAUUUGCCAUGUUCAGAUUGUAUUUGGCUUUGUCUCUCCAGUGUUUAAGCAGGUUAAAUCCAUGUGUGUCUAUAAAAUAUUGCUCAGCUCUUUGAUUCUCAUUAAGAGGGUAUCAUUGAAUUGAAAAGGGCAAAAAAAUUGAGCCUGCAGUUUCUGAAGAGAAGGAUACUAUGUCUGUGACAGUGACCGACAAACGUGAUGGUGAUAAAGUGUUGAAAUCUAUUUACUAAAAUAUUAACUGAAGAACAGACAUGCAAAAUUUAGCUCUGAAUAAGAAAUGUGCACAACCUAUUUUUAUAAAAAUAUUUUUCCUGCUUAAUUAAUUUGUCCACAAUUUGGAAACUUUGUUCUGAACAUGAAAUUGUAGGCUGGAUGUGACCCCAUUUGUUAUUGCAUUGUGUGUGUGUAUAUAUUUGUUAAAGUUCCUUCAUCUGCUGUAUUUGCACAGACAUAUAGCAACAAACAAGCUCUGCCAGACCAGGAAGAAGACCCUCAUUCUAGCUUAUGGGAACUAAUUUUAUCCCACAAAUUUACCCAAUAGAUUUUAAUGGGAUAAGCGGUUCCAUCCAUCAAAUGCAUGGUAGAACUGCUGAAUAAUCUUGGAGCAACCCUACCUUGUUUUAGAUUACUGACAGUCCUUUUCACAAGGCUAUACACAACAUUCUCUUGUUUCAUAGCUAAGAAUUUCUGCAGUUAGGUACAGGGGCCAUAAUGUCUUUGCAGAGCAAUUGCUUUGAAGCAAAAUUGUCAGUAGUGCGAUUUAUGCAAAGGAGAGUUUAUCAAAAGGUUGCUAUUGUUUAUUUUUAAAAUUCUCACUAGAUUAUUUUUUAUUUACAUGACUUGUCUGGUUGCCAGAGCAUGUAAAUUAAACUAACCCCAGCACACACAUGCACAAUUUCACAUAGUCAUACUGAAGGAAUGUCCUGAGUCGCAUGUGAUUCUGCAAUAUAUUACUGUAGAUACCCAAGCGCGUAUAAGCAUUAGGUGUCAUGGGGCUGCAUAAUCAACCUGAAAACAAAAGUGGGGUUUAGGUAAGUGUGUGUGUGUGUGUGUGUGUUUUGUUUUUUGUUUUUACUUACCUGUCAUGCAUUAUUUAACUCAGUAAAGACUACAGUAAUUUUUAUAUCGCCAUUGGCAGAGAACAAAGUACAGUCUCAUCCAGACAAGUGACCGUUCCGUUUUUAAGUCAUCCCAAAGUUUAGUAAGUAGAACCACGUAACAAUAUUCUAGAAUACUUAGGAUAUGCUUCACGCAAGAAGAAAAGUUAAAUCUGUGCAUUGAAGAAAACUGCCAACUGGUUCUUAUCAGCCUUCAUAAUCUAAGCAUCUGGGUUCCAAAAAAUUCUCUAUGUGGGGCUGAAUAUUUAUCAAAAGCUGUCAGCUGUAGCUAUGAGUUAGUGUAGGGUAGACCAUUAGCGUGAGCCAUACUAAUUUAACUCUUUAUCCCCACCCUCCCAUGAAACUGUUAGAGCCAGGAUGCAAAGCUACAGCUUUUUAAACUGCAACUCAUGAAAUCCUUUUGCUGCCUUUACCCAAACACAGCCUGGAGAUAAUGAGAGUUGCCUUUUACUCAAAUCUGGCACACUCUAUUGGUCAUACAUCAUAUGGAAUUAAUGAUUUAUAAAGCGUGCUUGUGUUGCUUAAAGAUAUGCCGAUUCCACGGUUUGAAUUUUGAGCUCUGAGUGCUAUGGUUAUAACUGCAACAGUGGCUAGUAGAAAGAGCGGUCUAUUUACUUUAACAUGCUCAGCAUGUACAUGCUUACUUUUUCAGCUAGUGGUACCCAGACUGUCUCUUAACCAGCUGAAGAAUCAAAGCACUUUCAUUUUAUUUCUAUACAUCCAGCUAUGUUCCUGAGAGUCAUUACAGUUGUACUCCAGUAACCGCUAUCUGUUGGGUGACCGCACAGAAUAGAUAUUUUUGGUACUUGCUACAUUAAUUGUUUUAGUCUUAGGAUCCAUGUAUAUACAAUGCAAAAUAAAUGAUUAAGUGUUCUGAUUCCUAAGAGCUGACGAUAUUGGGGUUGGGAAGCAAGGAUUGAAAAGAAGAAUGUACUGUGCUUUUAAAAAGUAAUGUGCUGAAUAUAAAUGCUCACUGGAGUACAUUUUAAAACCUUUCUGCAGAUUUGCACUAAUGCACAUCUGUACUGGAUAAUUCGCAAUAACCCUUCCUUGUCUCCCAGGUAUAUAUGAUUUGCGAUUGCUUAACAUUUGCAGUCAUCAUAGCAAAGGGUUCUCCAAAGAAUGAGAAGGAGGGAACACCUCCCAAAAAUGUUUUUAUUAACAACCCUGCAUUUUUAAAUAUUUACACGUUGUCCUGGGGGGUGGGGAAUAGGUAAAGUCUCAAACAGGUAAAUGUAAAAAUGCAACGCAAAAAACAUCACACUUGCAUUUAUUCAGUUAACAUUUUGUGUGCAGUUGUAUAACACUCAAAGGGUUUAACCAAUUAUGUUCUUUAGUUGGCCACCCCUGCCUCAGUGUGAACAAGUGAGAACUUAACUAUUUUGUAAUCAUUAUUUGUAGUGUUGAAAAUUAACUUUGAAUACAUGUUGCUACCUAUGCACUAAGGAGAAUACAAUACCAAAGACACAAGUUUGGAGAUUUCCUUUAGUUUGAAAUGGAAGGAACUUUGUACUUUUUAUAACCAAAUACCCCAGAUACCAUGUUUCUCUCCAGCAAGCCCCCCCUAUUAGUACAAUUUACCAAGGAAGUACUGUACAAUUCUGCAGAGCCUCCUAGUUUCAAUAGAAGCAGCCUAUGGGUGCUAAAAGAUGAACCGUGGACAAAAAUAGUUGUAACAUCCCCUGGAUGUUGGGUAAAAAUAACAUCCCCAGGUAAAUACCUGGAAACCAGAGAAUAUCUGACUGUGCCUUUCCUAGUUAAACGCUUUAUUAUAUAUGAUCUAGAUCAGGGGUCCUCAAACUCCAGCCCCCCAGAUGUUGCUGAACUACAACUCCCAUGAUUCUCUGGCUAUCUAUGUAAUUCAAAGAAUCAUCAGAGUUGUCGUUCAGCAACAUCUGGGGGGCCGCAGUUUAAGGACCCCUGUUCUAGAUUGAUGCUAUGCAUUGUGUUGCAUAUGUAUAUGGUCCUGACAGAGUUAAGCCGCCCUACAGCCACAGCAAGGGCUGCGUAAGAAGAACUUGAAUCAUUAUUUACUAAACUGAGAGUUGCCAAGAAUUCUAUAUGAAUUCAAAUCAAAUUUUAAAUAUAAGGCCAAAAGAACCAAACUGAGAACAUACGUUUUCAAGUUAGGCUGUUUUUGUCCUAAAUUUUGAAAUUCACUUUGAAUUCCCAGCAAUUCUCACUUUAGUAAUUAAUAACCUUCUAAUUAUUAAUCCCAAUCUGUGUUCCUGUUUAGUGUAGUGGAUAGUGAAGUGUUGCAAAAAAAAUACUCGUCAACUUUUGUGUGGCCCUACCCACCACCCUGAGGUGGUAUGACUAUAUUACUAAUUACACAAGACUAUUAUAAGAAUCUUCCGUAACCUGGGAAAAUUACAGUAUGUCUGUUUAUUAUUCACAGAACCUAAGAAAAAAAUUCUCAUGUAACUUUUUUUUUGUUAAACAUAUGUUCUAACAUACUGUGCGAACGCGUGUGUAUAUACAUAUUUUACGGUUUAAAAAACGUUUUCUCUUUUCAUCACUAUGCUUUCAUGACCUCUAAUAUGUUAUUUAUGUAUACGUAUGAGUAUAAUUAAUAUAGAUACCCUGAGAUAGCGCAAUAAUGAAGAAUUGUAGUAUGAUUUCUGUGACCUUCCCUAUACUUUUAAUGUGUGUGUUUAGUUAAAUGUGCCCAUAAAAUGUGUCAGUAAACACACAUUAUUUAUAUAUUUAUUUGCAGUAGGUGUUUUACCAAUAAUGAAUCCUUAUUCUUUUAACAAAAGCAAAAAUAUUUUUAAAGAAACUGUGAUAUUUCAAUAAUUUUUUUUUAUUUUUUUUUAAAUCAGGUUUGUAUGUUUUACAUUGUUUUUGUAGGACCAGAGCUCCCUCUGCUGCUCGUUUGCUUCCAGUUCAUACUAAUUAUUCUGUAUACAUCUUUUAAUUGAAUUAUUUGCAUAGUGUUUUGAAUGCAGGAACAGGAGGCAAAUGUGAUCACAAAUUUGAAUUUGCAAGUAAUUUUUGACCAUGGAAAAAAAUGUGUAAGAUGUUUGAGAAAACAACAUUUUCUAUUAGACGAUUACCAGUCCAAUGGACACUUAAAUUGAGUUGACACAUUUAUAAAUGUACUUGACUAAAGGGAGACGUUGUCACCUUGUAUUAAUACUAAUGUGUAGUUACGUAGAUGAAUUUGGAUUUUAACCCAAGGCAUCAUAGUAACCGAAUACUUUAUCGAAUGUUAAAAGAAUAUUGAUAUUUACAUAGUUAUGUUUGAAAACACCUUUCCGUGUUCAUUGUCUGAUUUCUGCCUAGCUGAUUUUGUAUUCUAAAGAGGUCUGUGUUAAUCUAAGAUCCAAUAACAUGUUAUCCUGUAAUAGCAGCAUCUAAUAUUGGCAUAAAACAUUUGGCAAUAUAAAGUGUGCCGCCAUUUUGUUCUCUGCAUGGGAGUAGUCAAACUUUAUAACACAGCAUGCGUGUUCUCCAGGUAAUUGAAAGUUCCAUUGCAACUUUGAUUUUGUAUGGAAUUAUUUGAGAAUGCUGUAAGUCCCCUGUUAUACUAUAAUAUUUGUAUAAUAACAAAGUUUCGUCUUGCUGGUAAUUUCCAUUGUUUGGCUGGGGCACUCCCUGUUAAUGAAAGGCAAACCCUGCCCUAGUAGGCUGUCAUUCAGGGGUCUGUAAAAUGCUUGUAUGUUAAUGCAGUUGGGUUAAUGAAGUUGGGUUAUUCUAAAUUUGUUUCUAUCAAAGUAACAAAAGUAUUAAUAAACAUUUCCCGUCACUUUUUGUUUUCACUAGUUGAAGUUUUUAUUGGCCUGCAGGCAGGGUCGAUCAUUCCCUCGAUAAGAGUACGUUUUAUAUGCUGCUCUGCUUGUGUGUGUGUGUGUGUGUGUGUAUACGUAUAUUUUAUUUUGACAUUUUAUUAAGGUUUACAGCAGUGUCAUGACAAGAGAUACAAAAUGAAGAAAAAUAAAACCAUUUGUUCAAUAUAAUCUUUCAAUAAUAUCAUCACACUAACACAUCCUCAUAUAACAAGCACAUAAGAAAGAUACAUAUGUAUACAAAAAUCUGCACACCAGUCAAGCCAUAAGACUUGCUUUUCCCACAGAAAUCCCAAAACUGCAGCGAUGUUACAACCGCAAAGGAUUCUGGGUGGGCAUAUGCAAAUUGGUUUAAAAAAGAAUCACAGUCUUAUGGCUUGACUGGUGUGCAGAUUUUUGUUUAACAUUGUAUUAACUAUCCACAGACUUCAGGUGGAAGGGGUUUUCAAUCACAAUUUUUCUUCACCAUAACCUUUUUGGAGAUAUGGAGAUAUAUAUACGUAAUUAACGUAUAGUUAUAAAAAUAAUAUCUCUCGAGAUAUAUAAUAUAUCUCGAGAGAUAUUAUUUUUAUAACUAUACGUUAAUUACGUAAUUCAGCUCUUGUACAUGCCCAUUUUCAAAAAAAAUUUUAUCUCCAUAAAACAAACUGCAAAAAGAAAAAUGUACAAAAAAGAAACUGUGUGUGUAUGUUUUAUUUUAAACAGCCACUCCAAAACUGUGAUCCGUUCACUUAACAGUGAAUAGUGGUGAAUUAAAGUUACAAAUGUAUAUCUUAAGUAGCUAAGUGGGGGGGGGAAAACAAAUGCAUUAGAGAAUUUCUAUACUAUAACUGUUUUGGCAUAUGUUUUGCAAUUUGCAGUGACUCACAGCUAUGGUGACCAUAUGUUUUGUGGAAUGGAGGGAUGGUUAGGCAGAGAGCAGAAGGUAUAGUAAAGGGAGGCAUAAAAAUAAUUAAUAUCCUAUAAGUUUGCUUUUGCUUGCUUGUUUUAGAUCGUAAGCUUGUUUGGGCAGGCUCCUCUUCCCCUACUAUUCCAGUACGUGAAUCAUUUUUCUUUUUUUUUUUUUACAAUCACGUGUUUUGUUUUUUUUACUUACUAUACAGUGGAAUUUGUUGGUGUUAUAUAAAUAAUUAUAAUUGUAGUUUUGUUUUUGAGCACUUUCACCAAUUAUGGCCCUCAUAACUGUUUACUUUUUCUUCCAAAAGCAAGUAUUUUGGUUCACCCAGCAGCUUGAAAACUGUACUUUGUUAUUCCACAAUGGGAGCACAGGAUGGAAUUCUGAACUUGGAAUUUGACUAAUGCCUGCUUUGUCUAUAGCAGACAGCUGUGAACAUUCCAAGGCAGGAAUUUUACAAAAUCUUUAGUCUUUACAUCUCCCUACACCUUUUUUAUUUUUUUAUUUUUUUCAACAGCCACAUUUUCUUUAGCACGUAAAGUGGAUAAACAUUGCAAGCAAGAAAAGAACAUUAGUGUAAACUGAUGCAUGUUAUGAAGUUUAGGGGUUUUAUCUAAAUCCUUGAGUGAAAAAAAAAAAUAAUGUGUUAAGAGCAUUUUAGUAAAACAAAGACUCAUUUUUUGAGUCUGAAAUGCCAUUGUAUCACAUGUUCCUUCUGCAGAUAAUCCUGACGCAGUGGUAGAGACAGGUUUUCCUUCUUGUUCGGUAUACUCUAGCUUUGUCUUAGAGAACCUCUGCUUUAGUAUGUAUCUAGAUAGUUCUAGAAGAUCUUCGUCAAGUCUAGAAAGAUCACAAAGAAAGUUCAGAUUCCUUCUCCCUGCUCUAAGCCCUGAAGUAGCAGCUCAGAAAUGUGUUCACAUGUCUUCUGCCAUUAGGUUGUGGAAGUAGCCAGAAGUGUGAUGAGGCUAAUAUAUUUUUUUUUGAAAAUGGCAAGUAAUUUGCAGACUAAAUAAUGCUAUCCAGUAAAAGAGGUGUAGAUGCCCCUGCUCAAAUGAGCUUCUGUAAGUCAUAAAUGUUGUGAACACCAGAGUACAUGUGUUAACCCCUUAAGGACCAAACUUCUGGAAUAAAAGGGAAUCAUGACAUGUCAUGUGUCCUUAAGGGGUUAAAGGACCACUAUAGUGCCAGGAAAACAUACUCGUUUUCCUGGCACUAUAGUGCCCUGAGGGUGCCCCCACCCUCAGGGCCCCCCUCCCGCCCGGCUCUAGAAGGAGGAAAGGGGUUAAACUUACCUUUUUCCAGCGCAGGGCGGGGAGCUCUCCUCAUCCGCCCCGUCGGCUGAAUGCGCAAGAGCUGCGUACGCAUUCAGCCGGUCGCAUAGGAAAGCAUUAUCAAUGCUUUCCUAUGGACACUUGCCUGCUCUCACUGUGAUUUUCACAGUGAGAAGCACGCAAGCGCCUCUAGCGGCUGUCAAUGAGACAGCCGCUAGAGGCUUUGGGGGAAGGCUUAACCCAUUCAUAAACUGCUAUGUUUAUAAAAGAAUGGGUUAACCCUAGCUGGCCUGGCACCCAGACCACUUAAUUAAGCUGAAGUGGUCUGGGUGCCUAGAGUGGUCCUUUUAAGCUGUCCCAGGGGCCAGCAUUUAAUAAUUUAGGCUUUGACAUGCCUGUGCAUGAUCAGCAGCCUUCUCACUCAGUCGCUAUAAUCCACACUUGGGGCUGACGUUAUGACCGCACACCAGGGCUGUUGUUCAGGCUAUUCUUAUAAUUAAUAUUUAUUAUUUAUAUACCACCAGCAGUUUAAUUGAUACACUUUCCUGAAGAAGUGAGUUGUCAAUGACUUUGAAGGAAUGGAGGCUGGGUAAAGCCUAACGGAGAAGGGAAGGGAGUUCCACAGAAAAGGUGCAGCUGUGGAAAAAGUCUUGAAGAUGAGCAUCAGAGGUGGGAGUACAGACAGUGGAUAGACAUAGGUCUUUGGCAGAGCGCAGAUGCCUAGACGGGACAGAUUUGUGUAUUAGGAAGGUAAGAGCAGCAUUAUGUAGAGACUUAUAAGCAAGCACCAGAAUCUUAGAUUGAGCCCUAUAUCUUACGGGUAGCCAAUGUAGGAACUGACAGAGAGGCGAGGUGCGGGCGUACAUGAUCAGCCUUGUUGCUGCAUUCAUUAUAGAUUGCAACGGUGCAAGCUCUGAACACGUAAGACUUCUAAAACUUGGUUCUAGAUUAUCUUCAGUGUUUAGCUGAUAUUAUGCAUUUGGUUUUAUAUUAAUGGGAUCUAUAUUCUAUUCUAGCAUGUUAUUUUAGUGUAAAUAUUUGUUGCACUGUUCACCAUUGACUUGCAUAAUGGUAUAUUAAUUAAAUCUUACGUAUUGGUAGAUAACCAAUUCCACUACCUGACAGUGUAAUCUGUGAGUUUCAUACUGUCCUGUAAAUAUAAAUUAUGCUAUUUCAAUAGGUACACAUCAAGAACACAUCUUUACUAGUGUUCACUUUACAGCUUAUUACUAGAAAAUGCAUCUUAAAAUGCUUAAUUAAACCAUUCAGUGUUAAACAGAUUGGUCACACACACCAAUCACUGCUCUGGUACUCAAAGGGUAAACCGUACUCUGACACUGAUCUGCCUGUUUAUGAUGGCAGUGAAUGCAGAUGGGUGACCCAGUUUGCUGGAAAUAGCAGGGGACUGUUAAAAACCAGGGCACAAUUUUUCAUCGCGCAAUGUAGAAAGAGGAUGACUUACUCAUACCUAAAAAGUUUUUAGGCUGCGCAUACAACUGGAACGUAAUUCCUUUGAUUUGGCAACAUACUACAUCAUUUUAAGAAAUAUGUAUUGUGAAAGCGGAUAUGAGCCAACACCUUUAUUGAGUAUACUUGGAAAUAAAUAUCACGUACACCUCCCAAUGUUGGGAAGUAAGAAAGAGGACAGUAGUAUAACUUGUGACUCUGAUGAUGCAUGAUGGCAUGCCACCACUCCAGCCAUUUCAAUGCACAUGCCCAGAGGUUGACUUGUGGCCAUGCUAAACUGGUCAUUAGACUUACCAAUGCGCAAGUAUUCCCAUAUAGGCAGAAUGCUUGUGUAUAACAACAAGCAAAGUAAAUAAUGCUUUCAAGCCAAACAAAAUGGAAACAAUUCAUUGAUCAUCUUUUUUUAUGGACACGGCUCCCAAAUAAAAACAUUCCUGCAGGAUCCAGGAAAGGUCUGGAGCUUUAUUUGUGCAUGCGCACAAUAGCCUUGUUUCAAAAACCUCUCCAGUUUCUGUCCACUAUACCUUCUUGACAAAAUAAUUAAAUAUGUACUGUUGUUAUUCCAUUUGUCACUUGAAUGGACCGUGAAACCAGUUUUAAUCCUUGGUAAAGAUAAAAAAUCAAACUAUUUUCUUUUUAUUUUUUUUCCACCCAUUGUAUAAUUGAAGCAAAAGGUGAUUCACUUAACUGUUCGGGAAGUUCUAACUAUUGAGUUCUAGAUAGCUUCUACAAAAGUUGCUGUAAUAAUCACUGCAUGGUUUGCUCUGAUGUUCUAAUUUAUUAACCAGCCUCAGAUGGAGAAGAGGGUCAGUGUAGUUGAAUGUGCCCUCCAAUGCUUUAUCUUUGAGUGUAGGAUUCAGCAUUGAAUACACCUAGGUAGUGCUCAUUAAUGAUGGUUAAUGAUUAUCCCCAUUACAUGGAAAGGAGUCGGGGGAGUAAUCGACACUGCAUGUACCUAGUCAUGGUACUGUGACAAAACAUAAGCCGAGAAUAAAACUUGCCCAGUAAAGGACAUUACUUUUAGACAUGCUGUCUAAUAUAACGAAAUCCAUGAGUUUAAAUUAAAAAUGUAUUGUGGCCUUCUGUUGUUUUUAUAAAAAUGUAUUCUAUACUGCGCUAUUUAAUUCUGUUUGGAAAACCAAAACAUUUGUCUUUCAUUCGAAACCUCUUAAUGACAGUUGACAUGCUAUAACCUUCAUGAUGGCAUUAUAUUUGCCCAACCUCUUGAAUGGGUUCAGUUCCUUUUAUUGUUUGUGCCCGCAUCCCUCUUACCAGAACUCUGAUUCUAUGCAGAGAUAUCAUGCACAGAGUAGUCACUUAUCAUUAGUCUAUCCUUCAGUUUCAAUGGAUGCCUUUUGUUUUUCUAUUUUUUUUUUUUUUAUUAUUAAAUCUUUCUUCUUUUUUGAGCUAUGUUUAAUGUUGUAUAAUUUUAUAUGAAGAUCAGAUUAAACAGAAAUUUCUAUGGAGUUUGUAUUUUGAUUACAUUUUUCAUAAGAGCAGUCCAACACACAGGGGAGAGAGAGAGAAUUGUUUUUAUUUAUUUAUAUAUAUAUAUAUAUAUAUAUAUAUAUAUAUAUAUAUAUAAUAUUUAUUUAUUUUUAAUGAAAAUUUUCAAUACUCAUGCAGGAAUUGCAGUGUUUUGCAAUUCCUGAUUUAAUGAAUAAACCCAUUGUGUUUCUAUUUAUUUAUUGUGGGCCAAACGAUUGUUGUUCUAUGCAGUCACCUGCCUUAUGGCGGACCAGUUUGCUUGGUUAAUUAAACUUGCUAUGCCAUCUAAUUAUUAUAUAAUUACUGAUAUAUUUAAAAAAAAAUUAACAUCCUUAAUAAACUUAUGUAAAUUAAUGUAGUCAAAGGAUGGAGAAGGGUGUCCAUGACUUGGAGUUUAAAUUUAAACAACUUGGGUGUGGUGUUCUGGAUGGUGGAAGAGUUGCCCGCCCUUGGCAGUCAUGAGAUUUGGGUGUAAUGUAGUGGAAGAAUUAAAUUAAUUAUAUUAUAAUGCACAGUGUAAUAGAUGUUUUGAGAGAGCGACUAAGGAAUUUUUCAUUAUUUUAUUUUUUGUAUAACUUUUUCAAAUGUGUGUGUUUUUGGGGGGAGGGUUGUGUUUUUAUUUGAAUUAUUCAUUUUUGGAAAUAGUAAAAUAUGAUCUAGAAAAAUAUUAAAUUGUGAAUUUCAAAAGCCUUUUCAAAAUAUUAAUUUGAGGUCUAUAUUGGGAUUUGGAUUCUGGAAAUUUCAGCAUUUUGGCAUCAAGGAAAAAUGCAGAAUGGGAAAUCCUCCUAUAAAUUUCUGAAACUCCCCUAUUCACCAAUAUCAGUCAGUUGGUCGGGUAAUGGGAAGCCUCAUUUCCUUAUACUAGUCCUUUUAUACAUGGAAUGAGCAUAAACACCCAAGAGAUUUAUUUGACACAUUGUAGGCUGUACACUUGUUUUUCUUUUUUUUUUAACAAUCAUUUUGCACUUGAUCUGUAGAUCAAACAACUGCCAGCAAAUCUGUUCAUUUGUUGAUUCUGCAACUCGUACAGCGCACCAUGCUGUAUAGACAAAUUAUUUUAUUUGUCAUAAUGCGAAAAUGUUAUUUUUCUAGUUUUGUUGUUUCCUUUUUUUUUUUUUAUUAAAAAGGAUUUGCAAAAUUUAAAUUCAUUGAAUAUGUUUUUAAAUAGUAUAUUUUGUGUGUGUGUUAUUCCUUGCUUGUUUGAAAUAAAUGAAAACGAUAUCGCAGUUUUUAGGUUAUUAAUACACAUACACUUAUUGCAAUUGUUUUGUCGAAAGGCAUUGUCAGUUGAAAGGUGGGAGUUUAUCUGGAUUAUGGAAAAAAACUUUUGUUUACUACAAUCUCAUUAUUUUCAGAUUUGAGUAGCAUAAACAUAAAUUGUACCAACAUCAAAAGAAGAAUAGUGGCUGCAUUGAAAUGUUAAAAAUGAAGCCCAAUGCAGUCCACAUAAUAUGAGAGAUAACAAAAAUAUAAUAAGACAAACUGAGAAGCAAAAAAAAAAAAAAUCACCACAAACCAAAAUGAAGAAGAAAGAAAUGAAAAAUUUAGACGAAAAAGAUAAAUUGUUAGGAAAAUUAAAGGGACACUCCAGGCACCCAGACCACUUCUGCCCAUUGGAGUGGUCUGGGUGCCAACUCCCUAUACUCUUAACCCUGCAAAUGUAAUUAUUGCAGUUUUUUAUAAACUGCAAUAAUUACCUUGCAGGGUUAACUCCUCCUCUAGUGGCUGUCUACUAGACAGCCACUAGAGGGCACUUCCUGGUUUCUAGCUGUGUGAGGACCUCCAGCAUCGUUCAUUUCCCCAUAGGAAAGCAUUGAAAUGCAUUUCAAUGCUUUCCUAUGGGGAGCGCUAAUGCGCAUGUGCAUUAGGUCUCCUCGGUCGGUGGGCGGGAUAAGUCUCGCCCACCGGCCGACGCAGUCAGAAGGAGGAGCGGCGCGGAGGGAGAAGCAGCAACGAGGGACAUCGUCACUGCCUCAGGUAAGUGACUGAAGGGGUUUUCACCCCUUUAGCAACCGGGGAUUGGGGGGUAGGAGUGAGAGGGGACCUGCAGUGCCAGGAAAACGGAUUGUUUUCCUGGCACUGGAGUUUCCCUUUAAAUAUAAAAUUGGAACUAAUUGAGGAGACUGGGCAGCAUAGAUAGCAGGAAAGUCUUGUUACCAUGCAUUUAGAAACUUUCUUUAAAGGGUUACUUCAACCACCAUGACCACUUCUGCUUUUUGAAGCGGUCUUUGUGGUAGGAGUAUGGGUGAGUAGUGUUUAAACUUGAAACAUUGCAUAUACAGAUAUAUUUUUGUAAUUGUCUGAUCGGGGAAACGUGUAGUAGGUGCUAAUAUGUUGCUAGACAUAGGCUAAUCAUGCCGAGAGAGGCUAGGAUGAAGCCCCUGAACACAUUUUAAUUUUAAAGUCAAGCUCGUUACCCCUGUCUAGACUAGGAGGGGGAAAAUCGAUUUCUUAUUCCCUGGUGCUUGAGGGUGCCCUUACACUUGUAAACAGAAAACAUAAUAAACUUUGAAAGUGGGUAGUCCAUGUUGAGAGUUCAACCCCUCUGUGUAGUUGCUGUACAAUGAUGUUGGUGCCCUACUGGGUGUUUGGAGUGGUUCCAUGUUUCCCUACUUGCUACCAUGGGGAAGCUUGUGGGUCUGGAAGCUAGACAUAUAUAGCACUAGUCCUUGUGGCUGAUAGGUUGCGGAAUGCUCUAGGUUCAGACUACACCAGUCAGGUAAAGUCCCGAUAGCCAAAUAGUGUGUUCAGUAGGGGCACCUGCCCCGGUCUCCUCCAUCCGUAUGUCGGAGCUCAGUUUUUCUUUGUCGUUCGGCGUGGAUAUGGGAACGUGCUCUUCGUGAUUUUUGUGCCGGGUGUUGGUGGAGGCUGGAGUGAGGCUGGCUUCGACCUGCGUUGUUUAGCAGUGAUCCGGUGAGGUGUCGCACUGUUUUCUGCACCGUUUUCCGGCAUGCCAUUUUCGUCUUGUGCCGCUGAUCUGUGUGCAAGAGGGCAGUGCUGUCGGUUAGUGCUCGACUUGGAGGUUUGUUGCAGCCUGUCUCUCAUCUAGCUCGUGCCAGAAGGCCUCAAAUAAGGCAUCCAGCCUCUCCAGGAUGUCAGCCCUUCUGUCAUGAUGAGUGACUCUGGGCCGGUCGCCACCAUUUUUGGGCCGGAUCAACUUGGCUUGGUUUGUUGCCCCGACACCUGAUUGGGCCCUCCUGGGACCAGGAUAACCCCCACCGGUCCAUGGGGGGGGGGGACGUGGACCCAGAUUCUAGCUGUUAGCCGUCGAGGGCGACGGUGGAAUGGCCGCCUCCCCCCCGCCUGCCAUGAUGGUAGGCCUUGGUUUGCCAUGCCAGGGUUCUUGCACUUGGUGCCACAUGUUUGGUGUCAGCGUGUAGCCCCUGCCUUCAGCUCCUGGUUGGUGGUCCAUUCAGCAAGUCUGGAGUCCGUUCAGAGCGUUUAAAUCAGGAAAGUUUGCCACAAGGAGCAGCUCUAACCAGUGUCUGCUCAGCUCUGCGGUAAGGCCCCGCCCCAACCAAAGGCUUCUUAAUCGGAAACCUUUAACUGGAACUUGGUGUGGUCCCUAUAACAUCAGAUGGGUGCACAGGAGAGCUUCACCCAGCACUGGAUUAAGGUAACUUAAACUUUAAUUUUUUUAAAAUUCUUUUUUUUUUUUUUUUUUUUGUAGAGGGGUUGAUAGAAUAAUGUCAAUAGGGUAUUAUUCUAUCAUUAGUGAAAGAGGGUUGGAUAAACCCUUUAAUUUUACUACAGUAGGAUUUUUGAUGUACCCGGUAUUCCAGACCAGAACCGUUUUGUAAGCAGCAUUUAUUUAUUUUCAUUUUUAACACAAACUUCAGCUCGGUUUAUUCACUGACACAGUAAUUGUUGAGGGAAUUACAAAUUUUAUGACAAAAAUAGCUAAAUUGCUUAAUAUUAUUAUUUUGACAGCUUUGCAAGAUUAGUUUAGAAUUUACAAUUCUAGCAACAAUGUUCACAGGAACCCUGCAAGUAUCAUUGUAUAGGGUUAUGGUGCUAGCAGGUUACUGGUGAAGCGUCAAACCGCUUUGGAUGGUUCUAGGGAAAAAAUCUCUGCAUUCACUUGUGACCAUGCCCCUCACUCACCAUAUUGCUAAUGUUCCAGUUCCACAUCAGCAGUACUUAUUUUAUCAACUUUUGGAUGGCAUGCACUGACUGAGCAGUUAUUGUUACUACUUCUGCCAAAAUGAUUUUGGUUUUUAAUUUUUUUUAUUUUUUUUUUUUUUUUAUAUAUGCCAAAGGAACUUAUAUCCUUACUGUGGGUCAAACAUGGUCAUUCAUAUAACCACAAUAUCUGAGCCAGGAAUAGCUUUCUAAAACAAUGGCUUCAGGGAAAUUUCAGAUGAGAGGUGACAAGAAUACUCUGCCAAGAAAGGACAUUAUGUUUCGGAAGUAACACCUUGUAGGUUACAGGUUAAAACAGGAUUAUAUUAACAAUCGAUAGGUUAGUCUAGUAAGAUAAGAAUUGAAGAAAAGGUCCUACUUUAGCACAAAUCCAACUUGAUCUGUGUGAAUGUGGACAUGAACGAUAGGAUUAAGGUGAUUAAUAUGUAAUAUUGUAAACAUCUUCACAUCUACAUUUUGAAAGAAACUUGAUGUGUCAUUUUUAAAAAUAGCAUUUUACGAAAAUGUUGGCUGAAAGCAUUUUGGAUGGGAAAGAAUCACUGUGUAAGAUAAUUCAGGAUGUUUGGAAAUGACAAUUAGAAAUGUCAGGGCUAAAAGUUAAAAAUAUAACAAACAGCUGAUGCAUUUCUCCGUUUUCUAACCAGAAUGCAUACUUGUUAUCAUAAGGGGUCCCAGUAGAUCAAUGGAUCUAGUUGGCACACUCAGUUGGGCUGCAUAUUGGGGGAGUUGGGGGUGAAUCUAGCAUUAGGCUGCUCUCUUGUCACAGCAGUAAUCUGUUAAUAUUGCUGUGGGACUGGCAUAUGUAUUUAUGUGCCAGAGCAUUAACCGCUGCCUAGCCAGGACCCAUCGCUCUUUGUGAGCCUCUGUGUAAUAGUAUAAGCAGGUGCCAGACAUGGCACCAAGAUGGUUAAAUAUGGCCUGAUUUAUUUGGAAGCAACCAGAUUUUAUAUAAAGCAGUUAUCCAGAUGUCUCUCUUUAAACAGCCUCAGAAUGUCCCUUAAAACCCCAUCCCCAAGUGGUCCAAAAUCUCUCCACAGUGAUACAGUGGAGAGAUUUCAUUUUGGUGUUUUUUUUCUUCUCUCCGUGGAGCAAAAAUUAUUCCCUUAAAAGUGAGGCCCAUAAUGUUACAUAAUGCACUUUUCCCCUACAAUGUAGCCUGCUGUUAUUCCAGUCAGGAAUGUGUUCCAACAUUUAGGGGAUGUAAUCCAGUAUAUGUCAAAACAAUUUUAAAAUACAACACUGUUUACUACAAGAACAGUUUGAAUGGAAAGCACUACUUUUUACUCUACUGAAUUUAUCAACUAGGGGAGAGAAGAUUAAGACAGCCAGCAGCUGUAUUCAACAACUACCAGAAUGCUUAGCUGGCCACGUGGAGUUGUUGAUGUCAAUUAGAAAUACUGUACCAUAGGAUCACCAGUGGGGCACCCCAAAUCAUUCUCUAGCAGAGGAAGGCAAUCUUUGGCACUCCAAAUGUUAUGGACUAAAUCUCCUCUGAUGUGUUGCCAGAAUUAUGUCUUUAAUAGGGGGAUGUAGUCCACAUCUGGAGUGCCAAACAUUGCUUACCUCUGUAUCUAGCACAUGACUCUUUCAUUUUGUUCAGCAAACUUUAACGGGUUCGUAGCAAUAAUUUGUAGAAUAUGUGACAGUUCAUAACUUGUACAAAACUUGCCUUACACAUAGUUUAAUUAAAGGGAUACUCCAGUUCCGUAAAGCACUUUAGCUUACUGAAGUGGGAAGAACCUCUGCAUCUCUUCUUCCCGAUGAGUAAUGCCUAUUUAUCAAACCAUGUUUCCAUGUCCCUUUUUAUAUGCAGAUAUUAUGGCCAUUUGAAGUGACUCCACCAUAUUUUAGCACUUGUGAAUCAGUUGAUAUAAAUUAAAUUUUUAUCUUGCAAAAUGGAGACCACUUUUGUUUUAGAUAAAGCAGAUGCAUCUUCGUUCCUUAUAUUUGUUUUUCAAUAAAGGACAGUAAUACAAAAACAUUUGACUUAAUGUUUACGAACCCAUUUUUUAAACGUUAUGUACUUUGGGGUAAAGGGACUACGUGUCGUGCUUUGGAAAUUAAUGUGUCUGCCAAGCUAGAGGCAUCAAUUAAAUGUGUUUGGCAAAGAGGAAAUGUGCCUUGUCUAUCCAGACUUCUGUCAGAAUAUUCAACAUAAGCACGGUUGGAGGAAUGAUUUGAUUUGUUGGACAGUUUUCUGUGACAUUCGUUUUUUUGUUUGUGUACGAAAUGUUCUGUAAGACUCACAAUAAAUUGUUCUCUCUUCCAGGGAACCUUUGAUCCUUCAUAUUUUAUUGGAUCUCAAAUAGGCUAUCAGCAUGAAGAAAAAUCUGGUCAUCGUGGCUUUACCAUUAAUCUUCAUUCUUCUCAUUUUAGUGAACGCUCAGGCUUCUAUGGGUAAGUAAAAAAGCAAAUGUUCUUGGUCAAGGGAAAAUGUGUUGACUCAAUGGAUUCAGUUGGGGGUGGGGGAAGGGUUUGUAUGAUUUGGUAGGGGAUAAUCUUAUUUCAAUUACAAAACCUAGAACUUAGGUGUCUUCAGAAUCAAUGGUAUACCUUCUCCUUAUAGUUGACUUUUUAUAAAGAUGUUGGGGCUGAACUGAGCAUGACAGAGAGGGAAAUGGAGCCACUUUUUUUUUAUUUUAUUUUUUUUUUUCAAGGGUCGGAACAUUUUUCACUCAAACAAAUCUUGACAAGUUCUGUGAACUGUUUUAUUAUUAUUUUAAAGGAUUUUUCAAAGAUAGAUAAAUACAUUAUUUUUUAUUUAUGUUUGCGUUCGUGUUUGCAAAACAUGCAAAAAUAUUGACUCACUAGAGUCAUCCUAGCGAAAACUCAACAAAUACUUCUUAAAAACUGGGAAUGGGAAUUUUUUUGUCCAUCUAACAGUGGAAAGUACAUAGUGGGUUUUUUUUGUUUUUGUUUUUUUAUAGUUUUAGGAUCACCCAGCCUCUCUACCUUUUGGGAAAGCUAGUGUGGGUCCUCUCCCUGUGGUUCUUUGAUGCAGCUUUAAUAUUCAUGCUCUUCCUCUCUGCUACUUCGCACGCCAUUUAGUGAUGCUGUACUGACAUCAUAUCCCGGCUCCUGGCAUCGCAACAGGGCACGCAAGGGAACAUUGAGGAAGAGCAGGAAAGUAAUCACUCACUCACCACCCAUGCUAAGCCCCCCUCAACACACUGUUUUGACACAGUGGGCACCUGCUGUUUAGAUAGGCAGGUGCCUACUAUGUCUUAGUGCACAGCCGGUUGCAUCUUGGGAGGGGCCCCUAAGUUGCCCAGCCAGCCGACUCAUGGGCCACCUGACAGGCAAACACAGAUGGCAUGGUCGGAAUUGCGACCCUUUAGUUCUGCCACUGAUAUAGGAAGUUUGCAACAUUUAAGUGUUUUUUAAUACAUUAUCUAUCUAUCUAUCUAUCUAUCUAUAUACUUAUACACACUAAUUCGUAAUGGCCUGUAUAGCCCUUGAUUUGGCACUUUUGAAAUACCAGCAAAGUGGAAAAAUUCUCAGCACAUAAUUAAAUAUCCUGUUGACUACCACUAUAGCAACCAAAUCUUAACAAAGUGCAAAAUUAAGCAUGUGGAAGGGAAACAGCACAUUUAAAUAUAUUGGCAGCUACACAAUAAUCCGCUUCACGGAUUCUGAACAAAGGUUUUGUGUCGUAGGAUUUGGAACUUUCUGGCUCACAACUUUUUUUGUUUGAUAGAGAUUAAUCCCCACUGUCCAACUGAGACAGUUUAUCUACUGUGGCGAACAUGGGGAACAAUUGUAGACACUUUUAGUUGUUUGUGCCGCAUAUAAAUAAGCUUCUCCUCUUUUAACAUUCCUUAACUGCAGAAUCAGCAGAACUGUAAAAUGCUAACUUGUGAUUGCACUAGGAAUUGAAAGAUGUUCAGUUUUUUUUAAUAGCCUUAAAAUUAGGUGUUUUAAAGGGAUACUAUCAUUUACAGAGUAGGAUAAAAAAUAUCAUGAAUUUGUGUUCCUUUUCCUAAUAUUAAAUUACUUUUAGCUGAUUAUAGACAUUUGGGUAUAGAUUUUUUUGCCGCUGGAUACAAAUUGCAAUUUCAGAAAAUUUCCCAAAUGUUCAACUGUUCAAUUUAUUUGUGUGUUUUAGUGUUAAGUUGUGUAGUGUAUAUGUAUGUAAUCCUCUUGGAGCCCUUGGAAAUUCUAUAUUCACAAGGCAGCACAUUUUAAAGAGGCGAGAGCUAUUACAGAUUUUCCAUGGCAGUUUUGGUUGUUAUUAAAGUCUAACACUGAGAAAUUACUAGAUUUAUUUGCAAAAUUCGAAACUGGGAUUUUCUGACAAAUUGUGUUUCAUUUCCUGAUAGAUUUAAGGAAACCUCUCCAGCCAGACCAGAUAAAAUGCAGAUCUUAUGAGAAAGAAACAUUUUCUUGCUGGUGGACGCCAUGGACUGAUGACGUACUUCCAACAAACUACAGUCUGUUCUACAGAAAAGAAACGUAAAGUUCCUUCAGCUUACUCUUCUAGUCAUUCUAUAUUUUAUCUUAUAAAAUAUAUAUUUGAACAGUUAUUAUUCUGCACAUUACUGAGCAUGCAAAGGAAACAUCAGAAGGAGUGGGCUAAAAAAAUUACAAAGAGGAGAUGAUGUAGCACGGUUGGUAAAUGUGCACACUGAACAUGACUUGUUACAUAGAAGUUGUCUAUCCGUUUCUUUUGACCGCAUAAAUUAUGUAAUACCAUAAAUAACGGACUUCUUAUUCUAUAUAACAGCACAUGGUAUAAUUUCUUGAGAAAUACUUUGGAGACAUAUUGCAUUUGUUAAAUCCUGGAUCUGUGGGCCCCCUCAUUGUAUCCAGAACCACUUGAAUACAGGGACAGUUGGGUGCAGCCUCAAUCAAUUCUACUGCAGAUUAAAAUCAGUAUGAGGCAUAAAUUGGGCCAUGCAUUUGCUAGUUCAAUACUGUAUUGAUUAGUGCAUGUGCAGUAAGUGCUUUUAAAGUUUAAAAAAAUAAGCCAUUUAUUUGUAUGUGCCCAUAGGCCAAAUGAUGCCAGUCCUACCCAAUUAAGUGGUGUGUGCAUUGCUUGACUGGAAUAUUUAUGUGAAGCAGGGCACUCGCUCGUAAGCUGCUCAAGAAUUAGUUGAACUCUAAAUCCACUGCUAACAGCAUGUAUAAAUCUAGUAGCCAAACGUUGACACAGGCUGAUAAUCCCAAUCUGUUUUUACUUUGUUCUCUCUUUGUGCUAUGUCUGUAUGGUUGAUCAUGGUAAAACUGACUCCUGUCAGUCACAUUAUAUGGUCACAAAGUCAGAGAUUGACUGAGUUCUAUAUGAUUAAAGGCAUUAUGAACCUAGUUUAUGUGUGAUAUUCUGUGAUAGAAUGAUUAGUGAAUCUUUAUUAACUCUGACUUGUUAUAUGCUUUAUAUUUAACUCUAAGCAAACUGUAGAAACAAUGUUGUUGAUAACACCAUGCAUUAAAUCAGUGCUCCUGAACCCUCUCGUCAAGGGACACCUAACAGUCCAGGAUUUAGAGAGAUUUAGUGUGUGUUUUUUUUUUUUUUUUUUUUUUUUUUUAAAUUUAUUUAUUUUUAUGGUGGUAAAAAAAAAAAAAGACUGUUAGGUGUGCCCCAACGAGAGGGUUGAAGAGCACUGCAUUAAAUCAUUUAUGUAUCCCAGAAAGUCUAUCCAUACAUGAAAUUGCUAUUUAUCUGUUACUUAUGUGCUAUAAAUGUUAUGCCAGUAGAAAAAUAAAAAGGCUAGCAAAGCAUCAUGGCACUUGUACUUCCACAACAAAUGGAAAUCUCCCUUUUGGGCACCUGUGCCUUAGAUGUUUAAAGGACCACUAUAGGCACACAGACCACUUCAGCUCAAUGAAGUGGUCUGGGUGCCAGGUCCAUCUGAGGUUAACCCUGUAGCUGUAAACAUAGUAGUUUCAGAGAAACUGCUAUGUUUACAAUAGGGUUAAUCCAGCCUCUAGUGUCUCUCAUUGACAGCCGCUAGAGGCGCUUCCACGCUUCUCACUGUGAUUUUUCAUUUUUGAGAAAUGCUUUCCUAUGGACUGAUUGAAUGCGUGCGCAUUCGUCAGAAGAGGGAGGAGAGUCCCCAGCGCCGAGGGAGCCCGGCACUGGAGAAAGGUGAGUGUUUAACCGGGCCAUGAGGGUGGGGGGGACCUAUUAACACUAUUGUGCCAGGAAAACAAGUUUGUUUUUCCUGGCACUAUAGUGGUCCUUUAAUUGCUUAUUUUAACAUAACUUGAUUAUAUGGUGCCUUACAUUCAAGAGUCGAUUUCUGUUUUUGAUUUUAAUCCUCGUAGAUUUUCUUUGGCUCGCAACAUUGACAUUGUCACACAGAGGGUGUGGAUUUCACAUUCAGCCUGAUUGACUAAUAUAGUGUUAGCCUAAGCUGAGCAUUCUUGCCAUGUUUCCUGCAGUGUAGUGGCAAUAAGCCACAAAAAAAUCCAAACCUGGAAAAGGUCCGCCGGUCAGAAUCUAACUUUUCCUACCACUUGCAAUGUAGAGACUGAUUUCGAGUACGAGUGUGAAAAAAUGGUAACCCAGACAGUCUGGCAAUAGUACAUGAAUAUUGUCCAAACAUCUGGUAGUUUUCUUUUUUUUUUGGCAUACGCUCCUUUCAAUGUUAAAUUGAGGAGGGGUAAUGAUGCCUGCAGGCCGUUUUCUAAAACUCUAAUAUAUUCCUGCUCUUAUGCAUUACAUUGCUGUGGACAAUCCUAUACACAGCCUAGUAUUGUAAGUCGUAUUGCCUCUGCCCUCUGUAAAGCACACUUCCCUAAAAAAAUCUCAACAGUUCCCAAAGUUAAACCACUACACUGAGUUUUAGUGUCCUAUUCGUGUGAGUUUUAUCUAUAUAAGGUUUUGUGAUAUACUUAUACAAACUGCACAUAGAUGCUAGGUUCAUUGUAGCUAUGUGAUACAUUUGAGUGCAUUGUGUCAAAGUGUAAGUAUUAUGGCUGUGGAGAACUGUGACAUGCUGACACACCACACAUUAGGAUGAACGUUCUUGCUAUGGAGCGCUGUGAUACAUUUACAAGCACUGUACGUUACUGUGACUGUUAUUGCUGUGGGUAGUGACAAACCGUGAUGGCGGUAACUCAAGUAAGGGAUUUACCAUAAGACAGAGUAGUCCCUAUUUUGUAUUAUGAUAUCUUUUGUCUGCAUUAGAAUUUCAAUGAAAUUUCAACACUGCUUUUAUGAGCUUUUUUAAAAAGAAUUUAUGUGACAUACAAUGCUAUAUCACAACUAUAGUAUAAAUGAAUCAGAAGAAUCCAAUAGGAAUAUACUGUUUUUUUUUUUUCAGGAUUACAUUCAACCAAGGCUGGUUAAGCAUUAUGUCAGAGUUAGUGCCACAAAAUGAAGCUUGCUGAGUAAAAAUAUGGAAAUGUACUGUUUGCUUAUUGUGUUUUCCUUUGUCUACAUGGCAGUGAUGAAAAUGCAUAUGAAUGCCCGGACUACCGCACAUCUGGGCCAAACUCCUGUUUCUUUGACAAAAAGUAUACCUCUAUUUGGAUAUAUUAUUUCAUAUACAUAAAAGCAACGAAUGCGCUGGGCACUAAUGUGUCUGAAGAUUACCCUAUGGAUGUACAAAAUAUAGGUAAGAAAAUUGAGAACUUACUCAUAGAAUUUUAAAAUGCUUUGUGACAAGCUGUAACAUUCCUGGGUCUCAUUUAACUAAAUUGACAGCAAAUUAAAAAUAGAAAUAUAUGUAAAUCUGCCAGUUUUUUUUUACAUUCUGUAAUGUAAAAGAUAAAACCAAGUGUGGCUAUGAGCAGGGCUGGCACAACUAUAAGGUGGUACAGGCAGUUGCUAUAAAGCACAUCGACCUGGGAAACGCAAUGUUCGAGUGACCGCAGGAGGGCAGAGGAGAGCUCGACCUACUGUCAAUCACUCCAUGUAGUGAUCUGUAUCACUGUAGAAGAUCUUAUUUAUACUUUACCUUAGGGCUUGACAAAUUUACUGUGAAUCUAUGAGCCAUCUAAUUUUUAUUUUUUUAUUUUUGUUUACUUGCAAAGCUUUUUUUCCACAACAAAAAUACAAUUCUUAAAGGGACACUAUAGACACCAGGACCACUACAGCCUAAUAUAGGCUUUCUGGUGUCUAUAGCCUGCCCUUGCAGGUUUUUCAAUGUAAACACUGCCUUUGCAGAAAAAUGACACACCUGGUGGCAGUCACUCAGAUGGCCCCUAAAGUGCUUCCUAUCUCAGUGCUGCACAGUAGGCAGCACCUACAUUCAGUGUCUCCACACUCUGCAGGGAGGCACUAAAGGUUCCCCGUAGAGAUGCAUUGAUUAAAUUCAUCUCUACGAGGAGAUCAUGGGAAAGCAUUGGAUUGGGUGAGAUCAUCAAGCUUGAUGAUCUCAGCCACAGAGGCGGGGCAGGCCACUGGGAGACCAGCACUGCGUGGAAAUAAAGGUGAGUAAAAACACCAUUCCUAUGAAAUCGGAGGGGGCUGGCCACCUAAACACACACAUAUCAUAAUUAUUGUGUUUACUAGUGUAUUCAGGGCCAUCUUUAAUAUUGAUUGGACCCUGGGAAAGCAUUUGCUUGGGCCUCCUGGCAUGCAAGCAAGCCCUCCACCCCAAUGCAGUGACUGACUAAAGUAGAAAUAGCCCUGGUGCAAGAAUAUUUUUGGGGCCCCCCAAUUGCAAGGGUAGCCAGAAGGUAGAUCCCUAUCUGUUGUGCAACUCCAAUAAUGCUUUGACAGCUGGGUCUCUACCAUUUUUCCAUGCUUGCAGGGUUGUAUUUCGCACUGAGCUGUAUUUGUGUGUUUGCAGUGGCGUACACACAACCCAUGGGGCCCCGGUGCGAAAACUUAUCCGUGACCCCACCCCCCCCACGCUUACUCGGGGUGGGGCCGCAACACAUGGCGGCGGUAUGUACGCCAGUGCAUGCAGAUACACGUACACUUAAAGGACCACUACAGGCACCCAGAUCACAUCAGCUCAAUGAAGUGGUCUGGGUGCCAUGUCCCUCUAGUUUUAACCCUGCAGCUGAAAACAUAGCAGUUUCAGAGAGGGUUAAUCCAGCCUCUAGUGGCUGUCUCAUUGACAGCCGCUAGAGGAGCUUCCACGAUUUUCACUGUAAAAAAUCAGUGAGAAGACGCUGAACGUCCAUAGGAAAGCAUUGAGUAAAUUAAUAAAACAAACAAAAUUAACAGGGUCCCCUGGACCACCAAUGAACCAAGAUGGAUCCUGCGAUAUGAGGGUAUUUAUAGUGUGGACGUACAGCCCUUACACUGCCACUUAUGGUAUUACGAGGAACCAGGUGGGACCCCAUACUUGCUUUCAGUAAUUUCAGGCAAUACUGUCAACAUAUAUAUUUUUUUUUUUUUUUUUUUAUUCAAGGCUAUACUUGAGGUAUAGUAAAAACUUCUGUAACCACAGAGAGAAACCACACAUAUAAAACUGGUUUGUGUGCUUAUGAUAACAAUGCAUUCUCAAUUUAUGACAAGAAUCCAAUUAAAUCUGAAUUUGGCAACAAAUUUUUGAUGAUAAAUUUAAAAGGAUACUCUAAGCACCAAAACAACUUUGGAUUCAUGAAGCAGUUUUAUGUAACAUUGUCCCUAGAGUCUUACUGCUUAAUUAUCUGCCAUUUACAAGUUACAUCACUUUGGUUAUGCAGCUCUAACCAGGAUUUUAGGUCUGUCAUUCUUAACUACCCUUUGUGGUAUCUUCCAUUUGAACUUAGACUGGUCUAGCCCUUAUUCUGUACAGAUGUUUUUGUACACAAUCCCAGCAAUUUGGUUGUGCCUCUCGGUGUAUGCUGUUCCUGUUAACAUCUUGAACCUGGCAAGAUGAAUAUAUUUAAGCUGUAUGUAUAGAACCCAGGCAGAAAGUCCAGUGCAAUUAAUUUGAAUGGUCUUUAUUUAACCCUGUAACUUUCUAAAACACCAUAAAAUCUGCACACAGGGGACUGUUGUACUCUGGAGAAAUUGCUGAACACAAAUAUGACCCUGUAGCAUUAGAUCUCUCUUUUCGGGUACUGUGUAGAGAGGCCUUGAAUGUGUAACUAGGGCUGUGUAAACAAAGGUAUUAAACUCCUACAAUUGAACAUUGAGACUGUAGGGGUAAUAUAUAUAUAUAUAUAUAUAUAUAUAUAUAUAUAUAUAUUUAUUCUCUCAAAACCACUUAAUUAUGCUAACAUUGUUUUGAUGCUUAGAGUGUUCGUUAAAUGUGUGUUUCAUCCUACUGCUAUAAUUGAGAAUGUCACCUUUUAAAAAAAAUGACCUCCUCGCUUGCAGGAUAAAGCAUCUGUCAUACAGCUAAAGUUACAUAAACAUAUAGAUCAAAACAUUGGCAUGUGCUUAGCUUAAGAUCUUACUACACUCUAUAAAUAGCUCAAAGGAUAUUUUAUCAUUUAAUAUAUUUGUAAAUUAACUUGCUAUUUAUAAUUUGAGAUUAAGAUGUUUAGGGUUUUUUUUGUUUGUUUUGUUUUUUUUUUGUUUUGUUUUUUUUGACAGCAGUACCUGCGUAUUAUUUGAGUUGAAUGUUCAGUGCUAUUAGGAGUUUAGUUACUAAAAAAAUUCAAAACUGAAUUGCAAAAUUUAGGCAAAACAGUCCUGAUUGACAAUUUCUCUAACUUGGUUAUGGUAAUUUCUCAACAAUUUCUAACCUAAAUUUUGCAGUUAUGAUUUCAGUUAAGUUUAAGUGAAUAGACUUCUUGGAGCUCAAUAUGAAAAAGAAAGAAAAGAGCGAGAGAGGGGAAAAAAAAAAGAGAAGUCGUGAGGAGAUCCAGGCAUCAGUUACCAGACCAAAAGUCCAUUAGUAUCCAGGAAGCACCACCAGUGGCUGUCUGGUCUGGGAGACUGCCUCUGGAGACAGACUUAGAGCUGCAAUGUAAACAUUACAAUUUCUAUGGAACUGCAGUGUUUUACAUUGCAGCACUAAGUGAAAUAGGGACAGUGCACUCAGAUCACUUCAAUAAGCUGAAGUUGUUGUCUGGGUGCCUACAGUAAUCCUUUAACUCAAAAUAAGUAGGAUAGAAUUUGCUAGUCUCUAACGUUCCACAAGUGCAGAUCUUUAAAUGAACACUUGUGCCAGAUGUGACUUCCAUUCCCAUAUUGUUUACAUUUUAUAGUCUUACAUUUAUUUCUUUACAUCAUGGUGACCUAAUGCGGAUGUAAUCUAAUUUUUGAUGUAGAGAUUCAGACCUUCAGUGAUGGUCCAUUGUGAGAAAGAAAACUACUGAUAUUGCCUCAUGGGGUCAUGCAUCUGCUUUCUUCCAUUAUUUGCAAUACAUUACAUUUAUUAAAUGUGUGUACAUAUCUAAAGGGGACUUCAUCGUCCACAUGUUUGUAUAUCAAGAAAUGGUGUGACUUUGCCUCUAAAUAUUUGUUAGCAGCUUUCAGCAAUGUACAAUCAUACUGUAUUUUAUGGGCUCGUGUAAAACAAUAACAAUACAUCAAUACUGACAUUAAUAUAUUCAUUGUUAAGAUAUUAAUUACAUUCUUUUCCCCUUUAGUUCAAACACAUCCUCCUAUCAACAUUACGCUCACUGUUGAUAAGGAUAAACCAAAUCUCUUGAUAAACUGGCUUCCACCACAAACUGCUGAUGUGAAAUCGGGAUGGGUAACCCUUCAAUAUGAACUAGAAAUAAAAUCUGAGAAAGACCAUGAUUGGGAUGUAAGUCGAGAGUUCUUGAUGAACCACUUCUAAUGCCAUCUUGUGAUUUUCAUUAAUGAAUUCUUAAUAGACUUGUGCAAAAAAUAGUUUAAGCCUGUUUUUCAAGUCAAAUUCUUUUUAAUUCACACCCAAAUGAAUCGAUUUUGUCCAGGAUUUACUUGUGGAGUCUUUUUCAAUUAAUAAGACUCCACAAGUAGAUCCUGUGUGAAUCAAUUUGUUCGGGUGUAGAUUAAUAGGAAGUGGAAUCGUAUCAACAGACUGCACAUGUCUAAUUCUUAAUGACCACAACUUCUGGUCUUGUCUGUUUCCACCAAGUAUGUCUUUGAAACAGAGUGUCAUUUCAAAUCAAUAAGGGUCCAUCUCUUGAAAUGAUGAGGCUAAUACCUUGGUUAAAACUUGAUCAUUUAUGAAAAUUCCACUAGAAAUCUUACUACUUAAUGUAAACCAUGAGUUUUUGCAUCAAAUGUAAUAUAAUUUAUAUAAUAUAUAAAAUGGCAUUCAUUUGUUUGAUAAAUAUAACACUAAACAUUUCCUUUCAAUAAUUCCUUUACAAUCUAGUUGGUUAUAUAUAACAAAAUGUCAGUCUUUAAAGGGAUCCUACAGUUCCAGGAAAACAAAGCCGUUUUUCUGACACUAUAGAUUUCUAAGGUGCCCCCCUCCCUUGCACCCUGCCCUCCCGCGGUGCUGGAGGCAUUAAAGUAAUUUACCUGAAUCCAGCGCCGGUGUGAAUCGGCGCUGGAUCAUGCUCUGCCAACGUCAGCUGGCAGGGGAGACCUAAUGCAUAUGCCCGGCAAUGACUGUGCUCGCAUUAGGAUGUCCCCAUAGGAAAGCAUUAAUCAAUGCUUUAAUAUGGGGAAAAAUCUGACGCUGGAGGUCCUCAUGCCGAGUGUGAGAACGUCCAGCGUCCGAUAACGGACCAAAGGUCCGUUUCGAUUCAGGAAGCCCUCUAGUGGCUGUCUGGUAGACAGCCACUGUGGGCAGACUUAGAGCUGUAAUGUAAACAAAGGGGAGACAGCACCCAUGAGAUUAAGUGGUCUGGGUGCCUACAGUGUCACUUUAAGGCAGUUCUACCACCUUCAAUAAUCUUAGCUUAUUGUAAAGCCCCCCCCCCCCAAAGGUUAUGUUUCCACUUUAUGUGAGGUUGGGAUAAGGGAGAAAGUAGUGCUACUUACCUGAAGUUUCCACUCAAGGGCACCAUCAUUUUCCUUCUUCUGCUCCUUGUGAUUAUUCUGCCACAAACUAUAUCUCUGCCAUACUGGCGCUGUACUCUUGUGCAAGCACAGAAGUACAACACUGAGGUCUAUGGAGGAUCCCACAAGACUUGCAUCUUUCAUAGCCCAACUCUCGCCAUAUGUGAGUAAAUGUCUUUUGUCAAGUUCUCUCGUUCUCACUGUUGCCCAUAAUACAAAGUUUUUGGGGAUUUUUUUUGUCUUAUGAAAUGUUUUGUUGCCAAUGGCAUCUGGGUGAAAUAUAGUGAAAUUAGAACAUAGUCAACAUGAAUAUAGGUCUAGCGGUGACUGAGCCACUAUAAUAUAGCUAAGGAUAAACCAUCCAUUUUCACAGUGUAGGCAAAUUUGCUAUGUCCUUGUCAAUUCCUGACAGUUCCUGGUUAAUUGAACAAUCGUACCAGAGAAUAAACCCCUAAGUAUGGAUUUCUUAUUUGAUAUUUGUUUUGCUUUUGUUUAAGAGUCGGGGUGUGCAUAAACAACUAUUUCUGAAGUUGGUCGGUUUAAUGCCUGGCGAUACAUACGUUGUCCGAGUUCGAUGCAAGCCAGACAAUGGACCUCUGUGGAGUGAAUGGAGUGAUGAGAUGUAUAUCACAAUGCCUGGAAGUGAGUACAUUUACUGCCCUACCCAUCACAGACCAUACUGUUAACUCCAACCACUCUCAUUUUCAUAUCCACAAUCCCUCUUCUAAUUUUCAACCUGUUUUAGCCAUUCACCAUAAUUUCUAUCCGGUAGGAGUCAGCUUAAAGUAGAACUGUCCCAUCUCUGGAAUUUACACCGUUCUAAAUAUUGCAAACCUAUUUUUCAAGAGAUGCUUUUUUUUUAUUAUUUUUUUAUUUAAUGAAAUUUUAAGAUUUAACACAUGACCCUUAUCUAGUCCACACAAGGCAAAGCCUGGGCAAACAUAAUAGAAAUAUAAUUUUUUGAAUUUCUCCUCUUCUCUGUAUCCUUUCUAAAUUCGGACUUCCAAAUGCAAAGGACAGAGCUCGUAAACAAUGAUUGACAAGGAGCUAAAAUUGAGGAACCAGAUUCCAGAAUAUGGCAAUGUGUAUUACCUUUAAGAUUAUUUUUUACACCUCACAAAAGCUUUAUAUAUUGUAGACUUUUGGCCUCGGAAAUAAAUCAUACGGCUUCCCAGAUUAAAAUAAACUAUAUACUUCACUAAAAUUAAAUACAUUCAUCCUAAAAUGAUUGUGGAUGAGUUUGUUUCGUUUUAUAAAACUCUCUAUAAUCUGAACUCAGAUCCAGCUCAGUACAAACCAACAAGUCGAUAUAUAUUUGACUUCCUAGACUGGGUAGAGUUGCCUCGGUUGUCCUGCGAAUGAGCAGAGGAUUUAGAUAUAUAGAAAAAAUGGUGUGUGGGAUAAAGUGCUUAGACAGUGCAGGCUAGCCACUCCAGAUAGGGGAUCACUCCCAAUUCCCCAAAGUUAUACAAAUGCACAAAAAGUAUAGUUCAAGAAUAUAUACCAAUGGGGGCGCCACAAUCACAAAACGUGCGUAUAAUUACCAUACAUUUUCAAUGAUGACCAUAUAAAAGAUAAAACAUAUAUGGUGAAGUAUUUAAUGGCACAGUUUAGAAGAUAAAAACAAAUAUGUACACUCACAAAGAUGAUGGCACAAAGAGACUUAUAUCUAAUUGUGCAAAGGUGCUUUUCAACCCCUCCUGGGUUAAGUCACCUUUAAAUACAGGUCCAAUAUCGAUGCCUUUAGAUGGUGAGUAGUCUCUUUCCAGGCAAGGAUAAAUGAUUAAAUGUAGAGUCUCUGGGGGGAUACUGGCAAGCUUCUCCGCUCAACGCGUUUCGUACCGAGGACUUUCUCAAGAGCUGUAAGUCCUCAGUUGUUCCGGCUUUUUAAAUCUUCAGAUUUGUGUGGCUUUUUCGCAUGCUAUUUGCCAAAGUAAUGGCUAACAGAAUAAGACUCCUGGCAUCUAUUCUAGUAUCUCCUGAAGACGCAGGGUUUGUUCCAGGGUGACAGGUUGAGGAUAAUACUCGGUGAGCCCUGAAUUAAUGACGUCUAACAAAAUGCCUGGCCUUGCUUUUGCCUUAGACGCAGAAAAGGCCUUUGAUCGUAUUCACUGGGGAUAUAUGAUUGCGGUCCUUAAAAAAUACCUCUUCCCAUGCAAAUUUUUGCAUGAGUUAUUGUCUUUAUAUUCUGUACCAUUAGCUAGGGUGUUGAAUGCAGGUUUUUUUUAUCCCAGAAUUUAAUUGCUAACGGCAUGAGGCAGGGUUGCCCCCUGUUGCCCUUGAUCUUUGUAUUAGCAUUAGAACCUUUUAUAUAUUGGAUUAAACAUAAGGACAUAGGUGUCCCUACACAAAAAGGCAACCAAAAAAAUUGCUGUAUUUGCAGAUGAUAUCCUUUUAUUCCUCCCCAAAGUCCGUAAUGGCACUCCAUUUUUUCCAUGUAUUUGUUUUUUUUCAUAGAGGUCACAUGUCCCAGUCCGUGCAAGAUUAUUGGCAGUUACUUUUCUUUUCUUUUUUUAUUCAAUUGUCUAAAGAGAUAAAUUGACUAUAGCUUGGGAAGACAAGGACAAUGUAUGUCUCUGUCCUGCCUUUAGAUUAAAGACUGAUCAAUAAAACACAGACACUAAUGCUAACCGACACUGCAUUUGGCUUCUGCUAACAGUCUUAUCUCAGCUACGUUGGUAUGAUACAGCACCAUGCUAAUUGCUGUAUCUGGUAAGCUGUCACAUUGUUCUAAAAUGGUUUGACAAAUUACUCUGGUCUUUUUCAGGAUACGUCUGUCACCAUAACCACUACAACAGGAUGUCAUGGUUAUGGUACUUAUGGUACCUUUAAAUGCACAUUCUUCCAUGAGAACCUGAUAUAAUAUAUUUUUUUUCUCUCUUUACCAGAAAAAGAUUUUACACUGUGGAUAUCAAUUGGUGUAUUGUCCUUUGUCAUCUGUUUGACAUUGAUCUGGACCAUGGCAUUAAAAGACUGCAGGUAAAUAUAAGCCAUCAUGCAGAAUUCAGCCGACAGCCUGUGAUAUUUAUAUCAGAUAGUGGUCUGGACAAGACAUCCGCUUAUAUAAUUUAGUAGGUCUAUGUUUGUAUGAUAGAUGAUGAGUAUAGAUGGCACUGAUCAAUAGACCACAGUAAGCAGUCUGUAUUGUGUGAACAUGUAAUUUAUUGCUUCAGGAGCAAAAUAUAUUUUUUUCAUCAUCUUUCUCUGAUGGUAAAAUCUCAGUUCAAUAACUGCUCACUUUGCAGCUUUUUUACAUCUUUAUAACUAGUUUUUAUAACAUGUAUACAGACGUCGGGAAUAAAUAGGAAGGUAAAUCAAUGCUCUUUCUUUAUUUUUAAUUUUUAUUUUAUUUUUUAUAUUUACUCUUUUUUUUUUUAUAAUGCCUUUUCUUAGUGUUCCUUGCCGUUCAGUUAUAAUCUAUUAUCAAAAUUAUUUUAAACUAUAAAAUUAAAAUUACGCAUGUCCAUGCCACUGUUAUUGUCGUGGCAACCAUCAGAAGCAUUAGGUGGAGUGUAAUUGAUUAGCACCCUACGGAGGGCCAACAACCUAGACCGCAGUGACCUAAAGAGUAAGAAGUCGUCACAGUCGUUGAUGUGCACUUCCUAAAUAUCAUUACCAGGUUGUUGAUGCCUGUACAAUAAUAAUUUCGCUAACAUAACUAAAAAGUUAUAAAUAUCAUUAUUUUAAACCUACACUAUAUUGCGAAAGUGAAAAUGCAUAUCAAAAAAGGACUUUGGAAAGUUUUCGUAAACCUAUAGAAUUUCAUUAAAAAGUUAUUUCCAUUUCUUUUUUCUUUUUCAGUUUGAUGGCCUGCAUUUUCCCACCUGUACCAGGACCUAAAAUUAUGGGGUUUGAUACACAGCUCCUUAAGGUAGUAACCGUUCAUAACUUAUGUUACUACAUACAUAUUUAUGAAAGGUCAAUGUUAUUUACCAAAGCUAAAAUGUUUUAUUAUGGAAACAAAAUCAUUGAUUGAUUUUUUUUAUUUUAUUUUUAUUUUUUUUUGCAGUCUGGGAAAUCUGAAGACCUCCUGAGUGCUCUAGGAUGCCAAGGAUUCCCACCGACAUCAGAUUGUGAAGAUUUACUGGUGGAAUUUGUAGAGGUCGAUGAGAGCAAAGAACAUCUGAUUACAAGUCAGGACAGAAGUCCACAAGGACAACAUAUAAAAGUCUGCCCUGUGGAUACAGAUAAUGACUCUGGAAGGGGAAGUUGUGAUAGCCCCUUUGCAUUUUCUGAGGCUUGCAAAGAACUUCGAGGUCUUCCACCAGAUGUGGACAGUGACAUCAAUGACCAUUCUGCAAGAAAAAAUCCAUGGCCACCUCAAAACGCUAUGAUGGGAAGACCUUGUAUAAACUUUGCAGAUAGCAAGUCUUAUGUUUGGCCAGAGAGUUCAAUAUGUGGUAGUCUGACACCAAGGUCAACCUACCACAAUAUAACAGAUGUUUGUAAGCUGGCCCUUGGGGCCAUGAACGCCAAUGUAUCUGCAUUUUUAAUGCCAAAUGAGGACAAAAUCCAGCCAAGAUACUUUAAAACAAUAGAGACCGUUGAUGAAAGCAAGCAGAGUGAGCUGAAAGAUAUGUAUUCCAAAGGUUCCGAACCAGACCAGAUGCACUUGCUGUCUAAUGAAAAUCCACCCUUUAUGUCUGCUAGAACAGUGGACUAUGUGGAGGUCCACAAAGUCAAUCAGAACAAUGCACUAGCACUCAUACCAAAACACAAAGAAAAUAGCAUCAGGACUGACCAAUUUUCUGCAUCAUUCCCCAACAGGGAAUACACAAGGGUGGAAAGAGUGGAAGGUAACAGUGUUUUUGUGUUAAUGCAGAAUCUAGAAAAUCAGGGAAAUUCUAUGAACAUUGAACCAAUGAAGGAAUACACUCAAAAGUCCCAGCAAAACCCAGCUGAAAAAAUCACUGGCUUUUACCCACCAGCUGUAAAUGAAGGCCGAAUUCAGACAAGUGGAUGCAUGGGUUAUAUGGAUCCUUCAAGCUUUUUAUCAUAAUAUAGUGAUAUCUUCGGUAUAUUUUGCUUAAUCAGACAAUGUUGCACAGUAAUACAAACACAAGGAAAGAUUAUUGGUAUUUAUGGGUAAAAAUUAUAUAUUUUUCUGUUUUAUUUGAUCAGACCAUCCUAUGCUUAUUACUUAACAAAUUUCCUGUUUUAUUUAAAGUAAAGGCAGAUCAAAUUAUUUAAUGUGAUUUUCUAUUUGUUUCUUCUCUGCUAUCUUAUAUUUUGUGAAUUUAUGUAAAAAAAAGUGUAUAUGCUGUAAAAGAAAGCAAUGUUAUGCUUAUGGAGUUAAAAGGCGGAUCCACAAAACUAGAGCAGAACAGGUUGUGAGUUUGUAUAUAUGUAUGUUGUCCCAAGCGUGUUUAAACAGUGGAUCAGAUUACUUCAACAUUAGCAGUCUCUUCAGCUGAGAAAAUGUUGUUCUGGUCGGUAUUCUCUGUCUGUACAAUUCAAAUGACCUCUCGUGUGAUAUUUACACAAAAAUCAGUUGCAUACUAAGCAGCUCACUCCUGACAUUAAAGGUCCACUAUAGGCACCCAGACCACUUCAGCUUAAUGAAGUGGUCUGGGUGCCAG